ACCAGACAUACAUUAUUUUUCACCACAGAUUACAUACAACUCAGAAUGAGAUGACAAAUAACUAAAUAUGAGUUACAAACAACUUCACGACUCUUACAGACAUCUCACAACAACAUAACAGACAACUGAGACAAGUCAUUACAGACAACUCAAAACAAAUACAGACAACUAAUAAACAAAUGACAAACAAUUAAAUAUCAAUUACAGACAUUUAUUUUCCAAAGGGCAAACAACUUCACGACUCUUACAGAAACUACACUUACAAGUUGUCUGGCAGACAGACAAUUCCUUUUAUUUCCCAAAUACAUCAAAAAUCAAGAAAAGAAUAUUUGUUGCUCAUGUUAUUCAAAGCUUCUUGGUAUGCCUUCGUCAUUGUCUUCCCUUGAGAUUGCAUCCGAAAUGGUAACCGGCAUAUGCCCGCAGUUGGCAACUGGCGUAGGGCCGCCGUCGGCAACGUCACCGGUGGAAGAGGAGAUAAGCAGGAGAAGAUCUGAGGUUGAAGGGGGAAAGAUGAUAAAAAUGGGAAGUUUUAAAGAAGGGUAAAGAUAUUGAAAUGGAGAAGAAAGGGGAAGGGAGGGGGGUGCGUGAAAAAGAGGAGAUGGAGAGAGGGAGGAAGAGAGGUGGGGGUGCAAGAGAGAGGGAAGAUGGAAGAAAAAAAGUGAGGGUGAGUUUUUAUAUGGGGUACAAAUGGGAUAUGGUUUGAAGUACCUAUAGCAAAAUUGUUUCGAGCAUAAAACUAGAUUAGACAAGGGUAAAAUUGAAAGAUCAGGCCAUUUUUAUUUAAUCAUUUAAAACGGGGGUUUUGUUUAGCAAACCGAUGGCUGUAUAUAGAACUCUCCAUAAUUUUUUUUGUGCUAUUACCAAAUAGUAUAUUGGGCCUCUUAAAUUUUGGCCCAACUUCACAUUUUGUGAAUGGACUCGGGCUCAAAUUCUAUUUCUUCCUAGAAUUAUUACCACGCGCCUAAAAGGGUAAGAAUUGUAUGAUUUCACAAGCUUCCCCUUCAACUCUGUACUCCUACUCGCCAAUUCACCGUUCUUCAUCAACAUACAUACAUCCAGGUAUUUCCCCGCUUUUACGCUCCAUGUUCAGUCGACAGACUUACCUCCUUCAACUUCCAACCUAUCAAAUAUUAUUAUUCAACAAAAAAUGCUAUCUUGUUUCAACUAUCCUGAUAUAGAAAAAAUUAGUGGAUGUUUUAAUCAUUAAUGAUUUUUAGAUGGGCUAAAUUGGAAAUCUGAAACACGGGAUAUCUUCUUUUAGCCCUAUGAAACGCCACUCUGCAGAUCUUGUUGUCACGUUUCAGAUACGGAGUUGCUUUAUUACAUUCGUGUCAAUUUUGGGAAUUUUUAUUUACAGACCCAUUUGGUUGUAUGCGUUUUGGAAUUUAAAGAUGCGUUUUUUCCCAUUUUUUCUUGAAAUCUUAGGAGUGUCGGGCACAUAUAAUUGUUUUAUUUUGAAUAAUACGUAUUACAGUAUUAAAUCUGCAUCUUUUGUGAGUUUUUCGUUGCUUGGGCAAAAGUAAAUUUCAUGCUGACAAUUGACAUUCUGGAUUGCUGGUACGAAAGAGUAAGCUUUUUUAGUUCAAUUUUAUAGACAUCUUGAGCUGUUUCCACCAUCCAUUCGUUGGGCCAGAAUAUUUCAAGAAGCAUGAGUUUUUCUAUAGGGAACCACAAAAUAGCUAUAAUUAAUUCACUACUGCAAUAGUUAGUUUGAAAUGCUCUGCACAAGUUCCACUUCUCACGGUUCUUUUUAUUGUAAACAAGGAAGCAAUAAAAAACAAGGAAAGUGCCAUUUGUACACGUUUUUGUACCAAUGGUUGAAAUUGUGUGUGUACAUGUUGUGUCUGAAAUGUACAUGGCAUGUACACAAAACGUGUACAGGAAGCAUUGCUGUAAAAACAAAUAUAUAAUAAAUCUCUAGAUACUUCAGUGAAAACCCCCAGUUGCCCGUAUCCUUAUUGAGUCAACAAUGCUAUACUUAGGACUUAGGAGUGAUUCUUUUUCAGUUAGUUUUGGCAGGGAAAUUGGAAAAGAGAACUACAUUACUAUAUCUUGAUAGCUAGAUAAUUCAGUGCUUGUGAUGCACUAAGUCAUGAUUGACUUUCUGACCGAUCUACUUUUCAUUGUUUGUAAAUUUGAGAGCAUGUACUCACUGAAACAAAAUGACCAAUAUGAAGUUUCAAUCUUUUUGGUAAUACUAUUCACGGGUUAUUGUUAUUUGUGUAAUUAUGUUGCAGGGGGGUAUUUAUUUUGUUUACUUUGGGAACAUGCCGAAACAAUAUCCUGUUCUUGAUAACCGUCCCAUUAACAAGUGGAAGGUAGCAGAGCUGAGGGAUGAGCUUAAGAAGCGUAAUUUAGCUGUGAAGGGAUUGAAGGAUGACUUGGUGAAUAGAUUGGAUGAAGCAAUUCAGAAGGAAAGAGAAGCCCUUGAGAUGGAAGAAGAUGACAAGGGUUCUGAAAGUGAAAGUGAGACAAAAAGUAUGUCUUCUGAGUGUGAUAAAAAAGUUAAUGAAGCAGAAGAUACUGUGCCUAAGGAUGAGACCAUGGAUUUACCUAAAGAAACAGACUCUACAAAAGGGAUAUACAAUGAUCAGAGUGGAAAGUCUGUUAGUUCUCCAACGGGAGGUGAAAGUAAAGGUUCAGGGACUCCUUUAGAAACCAUACCUUCUGUUAAUGCAAACGAGGGAAUCCAUGAUGGGAUAGCUUCAACUGAGUCAGUCCCACAAAGAGUGACAGGGGAGGAUGACGUAACCAAAUCUUCCCAUAAUGAUGAUGUGGAAACAAAAAAAGUAUCUUCUGGGCUGGAUUUGUCUCAUUCAAGCACCACCCAAGUACAUGAUGUCAUCUCUAAUAUAGGGUCUCAAGUAGAAUCUGUUACAGGCGAUGCUCAAACUGGAAAUUCUAUUAAUUUUCCAACAGCUGGGGAAAGUAUAGAUUCAGAUGCUCCUUUGGUAAGUGAGGUAACCAUACCUUCAGCUGAUGCUAAUGAGGGAAUCGCUGAUGGGAUGGUUUCAACUGAGUCGGUGCCAUUAGGCAAAGUUGAGGGGGACGAGGUCAUCAAGUCUUCCCAAAAUAAUGAUGUGGAAACAAAAAUAUAUUCUGCCGAACCUGAUUUGUCCCACUCAACCACCACCCAGGUACAUGAGGUCAUCACUAAUUUAGGGUCUCAAGUAAAAUCUGACUCAAUUCCUACUGAUACUUUGCCGAUUUACUUAAAAAAUGAACAUAACUAUGAUUUGAGUCCUGAUAAUAUCAUUUUAGAAAAAGAAAUUGAUAGGUCAGAAAUGGUUCUUCCAUCGUCCAACAAAGACCUCUCAGAUGUUGGCGUAGCUCAUCCAAUGGAUGCAAAAAUGCCAAGUGUGAGUCAUGGUCUUGUUGGAGGAACUGAUGACCAAAAGUCCCCAAAUGUGAACUUUAGCAUGAAAAAUGAAAAUGCAGACCAAUCUUUAGUAGUAGAUGCUCUCAUUAUAGAACAUAAUAAGGCUUCAAAUAGUACUGAGCUGCUGGAAAAGAAGGAAGCAUCUGAAGAAGAAAACAUUGGUGUUGGUGCGUCUACAAAGGAAGCUGAUCUUCAAGGUAUGAUUGUUAUUACCAUUUUUUGGAGUAUCCUAUCCAAAUUGUCUACUUUGUUUGAGUCUAAUAUAUACAAUCUUGUUGUAAACCUCACCCGUGGAGGUGUGCCCAUCCACCUGAUGAUUUGGGACAGCCAUUGUGGAAGUCGGUUUGGGCCCAUUUAUUCACCAUGUUAGUUGUCUAAUCUGAUUUGGGGUGAAAGGAAGUAUUGAAUAUCCCAUGUUGUCGUUGUCUAGUGGGUAUGUGUGUAGUAGAUAAGUAUGGGAUCACCCUUGCCCAGUUUUGGCUUGAGGAUUCAUUUGAAGACAUAGGUAAAAUUUAACAUGAUAUCAAACUCUUGGCUGGUUUUGGGCCUUUUGGCAUGCGGGCUGCUAGCCUAGAUGAUGGUUUGGGGUAGCCCGUCUGGGUCAAUUUGGGCAUGCUCACUCUUAAGAUGUGCAGUCCAGAGGGAUGCAUUGAGCAUCCCACAUCAGGUCACCUUACCCUAUGAGGCUCUUUUUUGGGCAGGUUUGAGUGUUUGACUCAAUUUAACAUUUUUUCCCUCCUCGAGUGUAUCCCUCUACAUCUCUACUGAUGUUUUAUAUUCUAAUGUGUUCUCCAAUCGGUACUAGAUGUUUCCAUCAUAGAACACAACAUGAAUGAGACAGAUUCAAAUAGUACUCAGCUAUUGCAAGGUCUGUCAAAUGAUGGAAAGCUAAAUGAAGAUAAGUUUUCGUGUAAGGAGGAGUCAUCUGAACAAGGAAAAAUUGAUGUGGAUGUGUCUACCAUGGAAACCGAUUCUCAAGAGCUUAAAAUGGAUUGCAAGGCUUCAAACAGCAUCAAACUGCUGGAAGAAGAGCUGUCAAAAGAUAAAAGUGCGAGUGAAGCUUUGUCUUCAUUUCAAGAGAAGGAAUCAUCUGAAGAAGAAAAAAUUGAAGGAGAGAAAAUGGAUGUUGAUGCUUCUACCAUGAAAACCGAUUCUCAAAAGCACACCAUGGAUGAUAAGGCUACAAAUAUUACUGAGAAACUGGAAGGGCUUUCAAAAGGUGGAGGUCUAGCUGAAGAUAACUUUCAGUGUAAAGAGACUGAUUCACCGGGGAAAGAAGAAGUUGAUGUUGCUGCUUCUGUCAAGGAAGCUAAUUUUCAAGCGGAAGGUGAAUCUACUGAUAUUGCGGAAGGAGAUAAUCUUGAAAAAAUAAACCUUGACCAGUCUUCUCCAGAUGAUUCCAUGGACGAGGACAUAGCUGACCCAAAGAACAUUGAUUCUGAGCACAUCUCCUUUGAAUUGUUAGGUAAAAAGACAGAAGAACCCCUUACUAAGAAACCUGAAGUUGAGGUUGAAGGUAGUAUUAAUGCUACAAUGCUUGACAUUUCUUCUGAUGCAUGUCAAGUUUCUCUUGGAGAUCAGAAAAACAUACUAGACUUACCUGACAAGAGAAAAUUUCAAGAUGCAGUGUCAGCAGGAAACAAGGAACCUGCCAAAAGGCAGCGUAAAUGGAACUAUGAGUCUGUAAAGGCAUCUGAACCAAAAAGUCCCAGUGUCUUGCUCCUCACACCCAAGCAAAUCUCCGAGCCAAAUAUAUCUGGCAGUGGCUCUGUGGUCAAGGCUGAUUCCCCAAUGGAGCGCAUUGUUCCAGAGUCAUCAAGAGUGCCUACCGAUUCUCUCAGAAUUAAUAACUUUCUGAGGCCUUUCACAGUGAAAGCUGUGCAAGAGCUUUUAGGGAAAACUGGGAACGUUUGCAGCUUCUGGAUGGACAAUAUCAAGACCCAUUGCUAUGUCACGUUUUCUUCCGUGGAGGAAGCUAUAGAGACUAGAAAGGCGGUUUAUGGCCUUCAAUGGCCCACAUAUGGAGGUCGUUGCCUGAUUGCCGAUUUUGUGGACCCACAGUAUGUGAAGGCACAGCUUGCGGCUGGCCCUUCCAACCCAACUGCUCCUCCAGUAAGCAGCACUCCAGCAAUCCCCUCCCCAGUCCAAACUUUGCCUCAGCCUGCCUUGCCACCAGCCAGGCAACCGAGUGGUCCCUGGGAGCAAGUUGAAAGACCCCAUCCGCUCUCCCGACAGCCACCUGCUCAUGACCACCGGUCCACAAUGAAAGAGAGGGUUGCUAGACCGCCUUCACCUGCUGCUCCCAAAACAGAAACACCGCCCAUGCCUACUUUGGAUGACCUGUUUAGGAAAACGAAAGCCACCCCUCGGAUAUACUAUCUACCACUGACAGAUGAACAAGUAUCCGUAAAGCUCAACACACAAAAGGAAAGCAAGUAGCUUUUGCAUUUGGAGAGUCAAGCGGGUAACUUGUAUGCAAUAAAAUCACCAUUAGGUGGAGGGCUUAAAAUGUAAUCCAAAAUAGAUUGCCUAUUUGUGAUUAUUCUUAUUAUUAGACUAAUAGUAGGCAUAGUGUUAGAAGUUUUGGUUUUUAGUUUUGACUUCUGAACUUCAUGGAACCACAUACUAUUUGGUUUUGGUGGUUUAAACCUAUGCUUACUUGACAUUCUUCUUAUUACUGUGAUAGUGUGAUAUAUUAAGAAACAAUUAGCAGCAAUAUGUUUGGAACUAUAUUACCAGUGUACAACUAUGAUCGAAGUUCCUUGGCAUAUGCGACGUAUAGAAU
Molecule: messenger RNA, 6164 nt
Organism: Cuscuta epithymum
Lineage: Eukaryota; Viridiplantae; Streptophyta; Magnoliopsida; Solanales; Convolvulaceae
Source: the annotation of a GenBank genome assembly